GAGCAAUUUCCGGUCUACAGCGGCCAUAUUGGAAUGUGCGCCGGGUGUCAUUUUGCAACGCGCUAGUUCAUCUCUUUUGAAGUGAUCCUUCGUAUAAAAUGACGAAGGGUACAUCAAGCUUUGGUAAGCGGCGUAAUAAGACCCACACGCUGUGUAGGCGAUGUGGCCGCAGCUCAUACCAUAUCCAAAAGUCACAAUGUGCUCAAUGUGGCUAUCCUAAGAGAAAGAUGAGAUCCUACAAUUGGUCCAUAAAAGCCAAAAGGAGGAAGACCACUGGUACUGGUCGUAUGCGACAUCUUAAGAUUGUCCGUCGCAAGUUCAAGAACGGAUUUAGGGAAGGACCAAAACCCAAGGCAGUCGCUGCUAAGUAAUCCAUGGGAACUUUGUCACUGUAUUGUUAAGCCACUCGAUUACUGACUUCUAAUAAAGAACAGAAAGUUCAAACAUA
Cephus cinctus (wheat stem sawfly) is the source of this 448-nucleotide messenger RNA. It is a transcript of the gene RpL37a, whose product is annotated as 60S ribosomal protein L37. Bases 99 to 371 code for a protein of 90 amino acids. Gene Ontology annotation, cellular component: ribosome; cytosolic large ribosomal subunit. Lineage: Eukaryota; Metazoa; Arthropoda; Insecta; Hymenoptera; Cephidae. The record is from RefSeq and is a predicted model, not a curated record. Gene Ontology annotation, molecular function: RNA binding; structural constituent of ribosome. Gene Ontology annotation, biological process: translation. The transcript is spliced from 4 exons.